CGACCCGAACAAGUUAUGCUGGCACCCGAUUGGACGUCGGCUUGACUCUUUAACGCAUGUGAGCAGCUGGCAAGCCGACUUCUUUUCACAUUCGGGUAGGUCAUCUGUGUAAUCGGACCUCGCCGGCUCGCAAGUUCGUGUUUGUCUGACAGUCAGGUAAGCCAUGCCAUCAGUACCAUCUAGUUCAGAGUCAGUUGGGACUGGUCCCGUCUGCCCACAUGCUGCCAAGGUCCUCACGAAUGCUGCAAAUGGAGAAACUGGCAUCAACGUGGACGCCAAGCUGAAAGUCGAUGCCGUCUUGAACGGAAAAGCUGGACACAAGAAUGGCACAGCCCAUGUGAAUGAAACAAACGGUCACCAUGUGAAGAGUAUGAAUGGAGAGCACAUGGAGAAUGGAUCAGAGGUCACAAUGGAGAGGAAAUGGAUUCGACCAGAUUUGCCCAGCAGAUGCACCUGGAAACUUGGUGACCCAAACACAGAUUCGCCCCACAAACACUUCCAACAGACAAAGACACCCAAUAUCCUCCCCAACAUCUUAAGCAAGAUUGGAGAGACCCCAAUGGUCCGCAUGAACAAGAUUCCCAAUGCUUUUGGCCUCAAGUGUGAGCUUUUGGCUAAAUGUGAAUUCUUCAAUGCUGGCGGCAGCGUGAAGGACAGAAUCAGUCUGCGAAUGGUAGAGGAUGCUGAGCAAGACGGCAUCCUCAAACCUGGAGACACUAUCAUUGAACCCACAUCAGGAAACACAGGUAUUGGACUUGCGCUGGCAGCAGCAGUCAAAGGUUAUCGCUGCAUCAUUGUCAUGCCUGAAAAGAUGAGCAUGGAAAAGGUGGACGUGCUCCGCGCUCUUGGUGCCGAGAUCGUUCGUACCCCUACCUCUGCUCGUUUUGACUCUCCUGAGUCUCAUGUGGGUGUGGCUUGGCGUUUGAAGAAUGAGAUUCCUAACGCUCACAUUCUGGAUCAGUACCGUAAUCCCAGCAACCCCCUGGCCCACUAUGACACCACUGCAGAGGAGAUUCUGGAGCAGUGUGACGGUAAAAUAGACAUGCUGGUGGCUGGAGCUGGCACUGGUGGCACCAUCACUGGUGUCGCCCGCAAGCUGAAGGAGAAAUGCCCCAAUAUCAAGAUAGUUGGAGUGGAUCCUGAGGGCUCCAUCCUUGCUGAGCCAGAGGAACUGAACAAGACUGAUAAGACUCAGUAUGAGGUGGAGGGCAUCGGAUAUGAUUUCAUCCCCACUGUUCUGGACAGAUCUGUGGUGGAUAGUUGGUACAAGUCCAAUGAUGAAGAUUCCUUUGCCAUGUCUCGUAUGCUCAUCAGAGAGGAGGGACUUCUGUGCGGUGGUAGUUCAGGCACAGCCAUGUCUGCAGCAGUGCAUGUAGCCAAAGAGCUGAAGGAAGGCCAGCGCUGUGUGGUGAUCCUUCCUGACUCCAUCCGCAACUACAUGUCUAAAUUUCUUAGUGACAAGUGGAUGUGUGAAAAGGGCUUCCUGAGCGAGGAGGAUCUCUUUGUCAAGAAGCCAUGGUGGUGGAAUCUGACUCUACAGGAGCUCCGGCUCUCCGCCCCCCUAACUGUUCUGCCUUUAGUGUCCAUCAAGAAGACCAUUCAGAUCUUGAAAGAGAAGGCCUUUGACCAAGCACCUGUGGUGGACGAGGCCGGGCACAUUCUGGGCAUGGUCACGUUGGGGAACAUGCUCUCGUCUGUUCUGGCUGGGAAGGUUAGGCCAUCUGAUCCCAUAAGCAAAGUUCUCUACAAACAGUUUAAACAGGUGCGCCUAACUGAUAACCUGGGCAAACUCUCACGUAUCCUCGAGACGGACCAUUUCGCCCUUGUUGUGCAUGAACAGAUUCAGUACAUGAGUGAUGGAUCUCCCAAGAUGAGGCAGAUGGUAUUUGGGGUGGUGACAGCCAUUGACCUGCUGAACUACGUGGCCACGCGUGAGAGGAGGGAACGCUCGCUGUCCGAAUGCUCUCUGUCUGAAGAGCAGUGAGCGAUCAAGAGUGUGUGAACAGUGGUGGAACGUUAUUUUCUUCUCUUUCUCUCUGUCUUUCUCUCAGUUUAUUUCUCAGCAAGUGGCAUGCUCACUUUUAAAGAACGAUUAUGCUAUUUAUAAGUAAGAGUCAGUUAUUUCAGACAUUUCAUUCUAACAGAUUUGUACUCUGUUUACGGUUUCAUUUUUCUUUGGUCUCUCUUAAUUUUAAUUCAGUUUAGGUGCUUUGUUAACCAUUCAACAUAAUGAAGUAAUCAAACAGGUAAAUCAACCACCCUUUGCAGGUUUGUUUACUUUGCAAAUUUGAUUUUAUCGAGGUGUAUAUAUUUCAAUGAAUGUAUUUUAUUCUUUGGAAAACUCAUGCAUUUUAGUAUUUCUAGGAUUAGUUUAAGAGCUAGAUUCAGGUGCUCUCUUGUCUGAUCUACAGCUAUAUUGCCACCUAGUGACUGCAAUAGUUUACAACAAGCAUGGAGACUUUCAUCUUCAUCAAUCAUGCUCUGCUUUUUGGCACAAUGAUCUCUGUGGUGUGUGGGGGGUUUGCAGGCAUGAUUAAUAAUAUUUGGCAAAGCAAAUAAAAAGUGUGUUUGGUAAACCAAACUGCACCCAGACAGGGUAACUUGGUAUUUUUCUUGUAUUGAAACAAGAUAUGAUAUAGAGUGUAAAUAAAUAAUGGUGGUUUGUAGUUGCUUAAAACACACCACUCUGUGUUAAGCAAAUUUGAUCAUUCUUUUCAUGUUUCUAUGUUAUUUUCAGCUGAUCUCUUGUAAAUCAAAACUGUAACUUAUGGAGACUGAAUAAGAUUGAUUGUAUAUAGGAGUUAAUGUGAAGUGAGUGAAUGUGCAUUAGGUUGAUCAUGUUUAUGGUUUUUGUGCAUGCUGCUGGAGGUCUCUGGCUCAGAAUGUCUUUACUCUUCUGUUAUGAUGUUCUAUGUCAUUUGAUUUGGCUUUUUCUUGAAUCUUAUUAUUGUAAUACUGUUUACAAAUAAAGGCUUUAUUUCGGGAAGGAA
Molecule: messenger RNA, 2990 nt
Organism: Megalobrama amblycephala (Wuchang bream)
Lineage: Eukaryota; Metazoa; Chordata; Actinopteri; Cypriniformes; Xenocyprididae
Gene: cbsb
Product: cystathionine beta-synthase b
Exons: 15
Coding region: 164-1984 (606 amino acids)
Cellular component (GO): cytoplasm
Molecular function (GO): cystathionine beta-synthase activity; cysteine synthase activity
Source: RefSeq, a predicted model, not a curated record